AUGCAGCUAUCCUAUCUUCUCCUGUCCGUCUUAUCUGCUACGGCUCUUGCCAGAGACCACAAUGGGGGUCGCAACUCGACACAGGCUCAGUGCAAGCGGUUCCUGAAGGGCGAGGCGUUGGUCAAGGUUGCCGGUAACGACACCCUCUUGGCCCAGAUCACGCACAACAACGCUACCAAGAUCGACCUGAUCAAGAAGAAGGCGGCCGAGGUUCAGCCCAAGCUUGAUGAGGCCAAGAAGAACACCACUUUGAUGGCAACAUGCGAACAGGUCCGUGCCGUCCAGAUGGAGAACGGACAGUGCCGCUUCAUGAACCGUAUGGACCAUCUUCAGAAGCUGGUUGCCAACGAGACCACUCUCAACGCCGUUACCAAGAACAACGCCACCAAGGCCGAGAAACUCAAGGCAAAGGUUCAGGAGGGUAUGGCCAAGCUGGGCGAGAUGCAGAAGAAUCAGACUCUUCUCCAGUACUGCUCGGCAAGAACCACCAAGGGAGAGUGCAAGGAAAUGAACCAUCUCAACAAACUCAUUGCUCUCUCUAAGAACGACACCGCCCUGAACGACAAGUUCAAGGGCAACGCCACUAAGAUCGAGAAGUUCAAGGCCAAGGCUGCCAAGAAGGAAGCCAAGCUCAACGAGAUGAUGAACAACUCGACCCUCAUGGGUGUCUGCCAGCAGCUCAAGGCCGGCAAGGGCGGCAAGGGUGGUGCCAACAACAGCCAGAACGGUAUCGACAGUGGCGCCGCUGGCGUCAGAGCUGCCGGUGCCUUCAGCUUGGCUGCUGUUGUCGCCGUCGCCGUUGGCUUGGUGAUGUAA
Messenger RNA from Colletotrichum truncatum, 816 nucleotides. RefSeq lists its product as uncharacterized. The record is from RefSeq and is a predicted model, not a curated record. Lineage: Eukaryota; Fungi; Ascomycota; Sordariomycetes; Glomerellales; Glomerellaceae.